CUGGAGUCGCGCGCUAUUCGAAGCGAGAAUUGCGGUGGGGCAUCGUCCUGGGUGUCAUGCGAUCAUAGCAGCUUCCACAACUCUACAUUGACCGACAUUUGAAGCUCCAACAUGGUCCCUCAGCGGCCGAUGAUCAUACAAUCGCAGUUCCUGAGACAUUUCUGUCCGCGACACACCUCGAAAGCAGCUCCAUUCUUGCGAACACGUCGACAUAGAGGCAUUCAUACAGCAACAGUCACCGACAAUGACAUUACCCGACUGGCCUCUCUCCCACUGCACCCUCUCACACUCGCAGAUCUUGUAAAACAUGGCCGACCACCGCUCACGACUCAGCAACUCCUCGCAUCCUCAAACUUCACACUCUCGAUACUCCCAGCUCGCCUCGCACACCGCAUCCAAUCCCUACGUAACCUUCCAUUCAUCGUAGUCGCAAACCCACACAUCUCCAAGAUCCACAGCAACUACCUCCAUUCGCUGUCGACGCUCCUGCCAUGGGCCGAACACGAGAUCAAGACUUUGGAGGAGGAAAUCCGCUUCACCGAAGUCAUGGCCGAUCUCGUGCAGACACAUAGCAACACGAUCUCCAUCCUCGCACGCGGGUUCCUCGAGGCGCGGAAGUAUAUAUCGCCAAGCGACGUAACACAGUUCCUAGACGAGCACUUGCGGGCCAGGAUCGGGACGAGAUUGAUCGCAGAGCAGCACCUGGCAUUGCACUUUUCAAGCCAACCACACAGCGAGCUCAUGCACCCGGAGCAGGAGGAGGAGUACCGAGGGUUCAACGGCGUCAUCGACACGAAGCUUCGGCCAGCGAGGAUCAUCCAGCACUGCGAGAACAUCGUGGGUGAAAUCUGCGAGCUGAAGUACGGCGUACGACCCCACGUCAACAUCAACGGAGACCCUGACUACACGUUCGCGCAUGUACCAGUGCAUCUGGAGUACAUCAUCACAGAGCUACUCAAGAACGCAUUCCGCGCGACGAUCGAGAACGGGAAAGAAAAGGAACCCAUCGAAAUCACAAUCGCCCCGCUACCAAACGAAGAAGUCAGCGACAGCAACGAACGAUCACGAAUCGAGAUCCGCAACCGCGACCAAGGGAACACCGACAUCGCGAGCCGCGUCUUCACCGGCCACAACGACGAAUCCAUCUCGAAAGCCACCUCCUCCUACGACCAACAGAUCCGGCCGCUCGCCCACUCCACACCGGGCGUCACGAUCCGCAUCCGCGACCGCGGCGGCGGCAUCUCCCCCGAGAACUACGCCCGCAUCUGGGACUACAGCUUCACGACGUUCAACGAGGACGAGGCGAGCCACUCGCUCGCGGGCGGCGGCUCCAGCAGCGGCAUGGACGCCCUGAACGCCAUAUCCGGGCCCGGCGGCGACGGCGCGAAUAGCCUCGCGGGGCUGGGCUACGGCCUCCCGCUCGGCAGGGCGUACGCAGAGUACUUCGGCGGCGGCAUCAACGUGCAGAGUCUCUGGGGCUGGGGCACAGAUGUGUUCCUAAGGUUGAGGGGCGUCGGUCGGGUGGAGGAAUGACGACGCAUUGCGUGAUGGGACACGUGAGGAAGGGCGGCACGCAGCAGCGUUUUAUAUGCAUACAUCAAGGCAUUUACAGGCGCGAGAUUCCAGUCAGAUACAUAUACACACAUCAUAGCUUUAACAAACCCGAUA
Molecule: messenger RNA, 1668 nt
Organism: Aaosphaeria arxii CBS 175.79
Lineage: Eukaryota; Fungi; Ascomycota; Dothideomycetes; Pleosporales
Product: mitochondrial pyruvate dehydrogenase kinase-like protein
Exons: 2
Coding region: 112-1533 (473 amino acids)
Biological process (GO): protein phosphorylation; regulation of glucose metabolic process
Cellular component (GO): mitochondrion
Molecular function (GO): pyruvate dehydrogenase (acetyl-transferring) kinase activity
Source: RefSeq, a predicted model, not a curated record